Messenger RNA from Boeremia exigua, 1644 nucleotides. RefSeq lists its product as uncharacterized. Gene Ontology annotation, biological process: regulation of transcription by RNA polymerase II. Lineage: Eukaryota; Fungi; Ascomycota; Dothideomycetes; Pleosporales; Didymellaceae. The transcript has a single exon. Bases 342 to 1355 code for a protein of 337 amino acids. The record is from RefSeq and is a predicted model, not a curated record. Gene Ontology annotation, molecular function: DNA-binding transcription factor activity, RNA polymerase II-specific; RNA polymerase II cis-regulatory region sequence-specific DNA binding.
GCUAGGUCCAAUCUGCUUUGCUUCCUAUAUCUGUCUCUGCUGUCCCGCGCCCUGAGAGAGCACGCCCAGUAAAUUCACUUUCGAAACAACACAGUCCCACCCAUCCAAACACCGCUCCCCAUCCUGGCGUCAUCUGCUCCCACACUCGGUGCUCGUCUCCUCCUCUUACCACACAUUCUCACCUGCUGCACCGUGCCGUGCCGUUGCCUCUACUCCCGUUGAGCUUCGCUACCACUUCAACACGCCCUUUGCGCUCCUCACGUGUGCGCGAGUACCACCGCGAAUCUGGUCGCAUUCCGUUCACUGGCGCGUGUUUGUGCCUUGCCUUCUAUAUAAGAAACAUGGACGGCAAGAACUCUUCGGGACGCCGCGUGUCAUUGUUAAACGACGGGCCUGAGGCACCAUCUCUAGUUCGCCUCCCCUCCAUUACUCCUUCACUCCGCUCGCGCACGUCGAGCUACACCCCGUCACCCAUUGGCUCUCCGCCAACGCCACGAUUAGUGCGCAGCGACAGCUCGGAUUCCAUCACCAUGCAAACACCUUCGCCCAUCACCCCGGAGUUCGGGCCCUUUGACGGCCAGCUGCAAGGUCUGUCGUCGCCCUACCACGCGCAGCCUCAAUAUUUCGACAUGCCCCAAAACAACAUGCAAGCCAACGGCAUGCACCACCAAAACCUGCACCACAGCGACAUGAAGGUCGACAACUUCAACAGCUACGGCCCGCAGAUUGUUGGCCAGCUCCCGUACCACACACAACCCGCCUCGGUUUUCUAUCGCCAACCACAGAUGCCCGAGCAGCACAUCGGCUCGCCUGCAUCUGCGUCUGCAAACGUGCGACCCAAGAAGAACAGCUACCCCUGCCCCAUGGCCAAGCAAUUUGGAUGCACCGAUUAUUUCACCACCUCUGGACACGCCGCCCGCCACGCGAAAAAGCACACAGGCAAGAAGGACGCCUUCUGCCCCGAGUGCAACAAGGCUUUCACGCGCAAAGACAACAUGGAGCAGCACCGUCGCACCCACCAGAGCGGCCGCAGUGCAAAGGGCAGCGAAGGUGGCGUGAAGAAGACAAAGCCCGCCGCUAAGCGACCACGCCCGUCUCCUCUCCAGUCCUCGGCACCAGCCCCGCCUGCACCCUUCGACCCUACCUUGUCGAUGAGCCCGAACGGCAUGGCCUACAUGGCCCCUCACGGGCGAGACACGGCAUCCUCCGAGUACUCUCCCACUCUACUUCAAGAGCGAUCUGCAUACCCGGACCCUACCCAUUAUUCGAUGAGCCACGGUUACCCGGUUGGAUCGUCUUCGGGGCUUGACGCCCUCGCCAUCGCGGCGAGCGGCGAGAAGCGCAAGUUCGAGUAACUUGCUGCCUGGACUUCAGUGUUUCGAUUUUGCUCUUUGCCCCCGCCACCAUUAGCACGGCGUAGGCGGUUUUUUUUGGGAUUGAUUUCACGGCGUUCAAAACUUUGCACGCAAAGAAAUAGACGCGACGGCCGUCAUGGCUACGAACCGAGUGAGGCGUCCGGCACCGACACUCAGUCAUGUAUUUUGCUUCUACUACUUCCGGCCGGGCUUACUUCUGCCUCGGACCAUUUGGAGUGCGACCUCCAUCCGGAAUAUUAAUGUGCGCACUGCUUGGUGGCGGUGGGUG